AGGGCGAUGGCGAGGGCGGUUCAGAUCUCAAUGCUUGGCCCUGCAAAAUUAACCAUGUCUUUGUUUUGUUUCUCCAUCUGCAGGGUCGGUCGCUCAAGCCCUAGAAAUGGCGUCGAUACAGACCACGGCAACAUCCAUCCUUCAGAUCACGCCCAUGUCAUGCCAUGUAAUGAAAACGGAUUCACGGUGUCUGGGCAGGUCUCACCUUUUGUCUCCGUUGGGCGCCCUUCCCCCAGGCGCCACAAUCCCUCGGGUUAAAUGGGAAGAAUGCUCGCCAAGUCCAAGUCGAGGCCAAGACAAAGGGAGUGGAUGAAAGGCUUCAGCCCCCGGAUUACUAGGUGGAUUAAGGGAGGUGCCUAUGUGCGCCAUCUCCUCUCUCG
Molecule: messenger RNA, 380 nt
Organism: Ilyonectria robusta
Lineage: Eukaryota; Fungi; Ascomycota; Sordariomycetes; Hypocreales; Nectriaceae
Exons: 1
Coding region: 7-258 (83 amino acids)
Source: RefSeq, a predicted model, not a curated record